GUUUUUUCUUAUCUCGUAUUAUGUCUGACCUAGGAAGUCCUAUUGUGAACAGGUAUGCUGAGCGCUACAAGUCAUUUCUGGUGGAUUCGCCUCCAAGAAAUGAAACAGCAGUAACCAGUGUUUUGAGAAAUAGCCCGUUACAGCCAAAUCGUACUGGAGAACACAAGAUAUAUGAGGGGGAAAAGUACAGCUCUUAUGAAAUCAAGAAUGAAGACAAUGGGGAGUGGCGUCAACUGAGUGCAACUGCUGAAGAUGACGUUAAGAAGGUUGAAGUGAACAGUCCAAGACGACACCUGCAAGAACCCAAGACGAGUUCAACUACAAGUAAUCAGUAUAAAGAAAAGAGUCAACCUAGAGAGAAACCCAAAGAACAAGUAGAGGAGAAACCCAGAGAGUCAUAUCCUAAAGUGAAGCAAGAAGAGCAUACAGAAGUUCGACGAGUCAGAAAGGUCCCUCAUUACAUGAUGGCAACUACAUCCUUUCAAAAAAAAACAAAUCCUUCUAGCCGUGAUGAGAUUAAUCUAGGCAUUCGUACAAAGGGCGGUAUAACCAAAAGAGUCGGUACAUCCAAAGUACCUAGAUACAAAUCGACAACAAGCAUCAAUGCUAUAGACGACAUCAAAUCCGAGAUGACAUCUGAAGAUACCUAUGUGCCCAUGGCUGCCCGUAUCAAGUUAUUUGAAAAAAACUUGGGUAAUGGAGCCAAUAGGCCCAUUCCUAAUCAAUCGAUUUCCACUGCACACUCUCGUCAAUUGAAGCGUUCGCCCAGCGUCUCAUCGAGAGCAUCACCUUCAAGCCAAUCUAGUCAAACCCGCACAUCAGCGCCCAAUUAUACGAGAAAGACAAUUUCAACAGAAGAAAGAGAGAAAUUAACCGACGAAGCUAUGAGUCGAUCAUCUUCAUCAUCCUCCACCCCAAGCAGAAUGUCUGUUAGAACUAAUUCUGAUGAUACAAAGGUAUAGAUGAUUUUAAGGGUUUUUACUUAAAAAAGUAGAGUAAUUCAGUAUUUAUACAUAGUCUUCCACUAUCAGUAAUCACAGCACCCCAUUCAAUGACAAGCUUAAACUAUGGAAAAAUAAAGAAAUACAAAAUACAAAAAGCACACAGUAUCGAGGACUUAAACGCAAGGUAGUAUACAAAGAUGUAUAGAAUGUAAGUUGGGGGGUGUUAUUAAUGCAAAAAAAAUGAUAAAAUAGAACCACGAAUCCCACCAAAAACAGUAAAUAAAGAAUAACAGUCCGAAGAACGCCACCACGUCCUAUUUUUUUUUUUUUUGCCUUUUUUU
This is a messenger RNA of Mucor mucedo, 1285 nucleotides long. RefSeq lists its product as uncharacterized. NCBI's taxonomy places the organism in Eukaryota, Fungi, Mucoromycota, Mucoromycetes, Mucorales, Mucoraceae. The transcript has 4 exons. The record is from RefSeq and is a predicted model, not a curated record. Bases 21 to 962 code for a protein of 313 amino acids.